Molecule: messenger RNA, 198 nt
Organism: Strongylus vulgaris
Lineage: Eukaryota; Metazoa; Nematoda; Chromadorea; Rhabditida; Strongylidae
Source: the annotation of a GenBank genome assembly
GUUGGAGAUUCCAUUACAACUGGCGCGAGGAAUACCGUAGUUUGGAAUAACAUUCACCACAAGACUAACAUCAGUGGAGGACCGCAAAAGUUUGGGUACCCAGAUCCCGACUAUCUCAACAGAGUAAAGGAAGACUUAGCUGCAAUGGGGAUAACAGAAGAUAUGCUGCCCGACGAUGCAGACAUUCAAUUUGUAUAG